Cynara cardunculus var. scolymus (artichoke) is the source of this 1672-nucleotide messenger RNA. RefSeq lists its product as uncharacterized. The annotation marks the transcript as partial. The record is from RefSeq and is a predicted model, not a curated record. The transcript has 4 exons. Lineage: Eukaryota; Viridiplantae; Streptophyta; Magnoliopsida; Asterales; Asteraceae.
UCCGGCUUAUUCUUCAAAAGCUUGGUGGCUAUAGAUAUGCGAGAUAGCAAGUUGAAAGUAUUUGAACCGCCAAUUGUUCUUCAAUUACUCAAGACUCUAAAUCUUCGAUCCUCCAAGUCUCUGUCCGCAAUCCGCAAUAUCUACCGACUCCCUAAUAUUGAGACUUUGAUUCUUUCUCAUUGUUACAAACUGGUUGAUGUUUGUGAAACCAUUGGAGACCUAAUGAAUCUUGCUCUAUUGGACAUGUCAGAGUGUCGAAAGCUCUUCAGGAAACGAGCUUCAACGUCUGGUAGAGGAAGUCCACAACAAAUUUCCUUUUCUUUUCCACGUUCUUUAGUUUGGUUGUCCCUUAGAGACUGCACCCUUGAUGUUACUGAAUAUUUUUCUCCGAGUUUCAGCAUUCAACCAAAAUUGCAGUACCUGGAUUUAGGCAGAGGUUGGUUUGAAAGCUUGCCCAGCUACAAUCAUCUUGAAAAUCUUAGGGUCCUUAACUUGACUUUAAGCCAUAGACUUAAAUGGCUUCUCUGUCUUCCAAGUGCACUUGCAGAAUUGUAUGUAUAUGAUUGUUACUCACUAGAGAAAAUAACUUUUGAAUCACAUCGGUUCACACUGCAUGAGUUUGGCUAUGAAAAUUGUGCUCAGUUGAGUGAAGUCGAAGACUUCUUUAAAUUGGUGCCAGUAGCCAAACUUGAUGAAACUGAUUUGGGACACUUGAAGUGGCUAAAAAAAUAUCAACAUCAUGAGGUGUUCCUGGUUGGUGAUUAUCAUAUCAUCGAAAACAAAAGACAAAAGAUCCAGAUGUUGUAUGAAUUUGGUAUCUUGAGCACGUGCCUGCCAGACAUAAAGGAUCCAAACAUAACACCUGAGUAUAUAUCAGAAUCAACAUCUCUGUCCUUUGAGGUGCCUUCAUCUCCCGUGGAUAGGAUGCUCAUAGGAUUAAAUCUAACUUUCAAGUUUACAAUAUCAUCAGGUCAAGAAUGUGCAUGGUUUGCUAAAAUCCGUACCAACAAUGGUGUUGAUUUGAUGUACAAUCCCAAAGUCUUUGGCGAUCCUGGAGAUGAGGGAGCUGGCAUAUGGUUAAGUUAUUGGCCAAUAGGAAGCAAGUUAUUAGUGGGAGAUGAAGUUAAUGUGUCUGUCAUUGUAAUGAGUGGUUUCUUGAAGGUACAUGAGUGUGGUGCAAGCCUUGUGUAUGCAGAUGCUGAUGAAACCAUGAAAAUUAACAUGCCAUGGAUAGAAACUCUUGGAGGGGAUUUGUCUGCAUUUAAACUAAUGACAGGAGCGUACUAUCUUUGUCGACGUGAUUUUUUCAUGUUAAUGGAGGUUGGCAUAUUGACACCAGGUUGGCUCAGUAUUUUAGUCGGUGAUACCAUUGAUGAUAGAGAUGUACGAGGAUGGAGAAAGACAGGUCGACCUAAGCCACCAUUUAACCCAUCACAAACAGAGUUGUACCCAUCAUUUAACCCACCACGAAUAGAUUCGCCACGUCCAUCACUUACAGAAUCGGAAAUCUCAUUCUUAGAAUUCGAGAUGAUGCAGAGGCGCAUUGAGAGACUACGAUUUGGGGCAGAGACAAGGAGUUGGGGUCGUGGGGCCCAACAAAAUAAAUUCUAGAAAGCCUUUUUUUUUAACUUAUAGUUUUUAUCUAUAUGUGAUUGGGCCCCAAAAAAAUAAA